AAAACCGGUACUCGUACGCUCGUGGUCGGUUAGCUGUUUUGUCGUGUAUGAUUGUUUUGCACAAGAUGCACAAAAUUUACAACGGUUUUGAGUAAGAGCAUAAUUUUGAAUUUCGAGUUCAUGACUAUGUGAGUUGUUAAAUUUUCAAAAUUGAUUGGUGCAUUAAAACGUUUCUUUAUGCAACAGCAUAUCUUAUUGGCCGGUGAAUGGGUGAAUAAAAUUUAGAUUUCUGUUGGAUUAAGGAAAGAAAAGCUGUAGAAGAGUUAGAACACCAAGAGUCUGCAAUUUGUGAGUGAAUAAGUGGAUUUAUUUAAAGGUACUUUGGUUUAUUAUUUUCUGCCGUUUUUGAGUGUAGUCAUUGAAAGUAACGAAUUAUUUUCUAAAAUUAAGUCCAAAGGAAUAGGGAUAACAAAAUACUGGUUCUCUUGUGCCAGUAAAAUUGACAACCUUAUUAUUUCAAUAAGGAAGAAACACUUGCAAUUGAAAGGACCAAAAAUGAGUGGAGCAGAGGGUGAUGGCCCUAUAGCUAAUGAGGGCCCUCCCAAUAAACAUCUACCACCGAAAAAGCAGACUAUUGAAAAGAUAUAUCAGAAAAAAUCACAAUUGGAACACAUUCUACUGCGCCCUGAUACCUACAUAGGUUCAGUAGAAAGGGUUUCUGAAGUUAUGUGGGUGUAUGAUGACGAGAAGCAAAUAAUGAUUAAAAAGACACUCUCAUAUGUACCAGGAUUGUAUAAAAUAUUUGAUGAAAUACUCGUUAAUGCAGCCGAUAAUAAACAGAGAGACAAAAAGAUGGAUUGUAUUAAAGUAGAAAUAGAUUCAGAAAAUAAUGUUAUUUCUGUUUGGAAUAAUGGUCAGGGCAUUCCUGUGGUCAUGCACAAGGAAGAAAAUAUGUAUGUUCCAACCAUGAUAUUUGGUCAUUUGCUGACGUCGUCAAAUUAUAAUGAUGAAGAAGAAAAGGUAACUGGAGGACGUAAUGGUUAUGGUGCAAAACUUUGUAAUAUUUUUAGCACUAAAUUCACAGUAGAGACUGCCUGUAAGGAUUAUAAAAAACAAUUUAAACAAACGUGGGGCAGCAACAUGACUAAAACAUCUGAGCCUAAAAUUAAAGAAUUUUUUGGCGACGAUUUUACAAAAAUCACUUUCACCCCUGAUCUGUCCAAAUUUAAAAUGAACACUCUUGAAGAUGACAUAGUACAACUCAUGUCACGAAGAGCAUAUGAUGUCGCAGCGUCUACAAGAGGCGUCAAAGUUUUUCUAAAUGGUAAGAGAUUACCUGUUAAAAACUUUAAAGAUUAUGUGGAUUUGUAUAUAAAAAAUAGAGAAGAUGAAGCAGGGAAUACCCUAAAGUGCAUCUACGAAAAUCCAAACGAACGGUGGGAAGUGGCAUUGGCGCUCUCCGAUAUUGGAUUUCAACAAGUGUCCUUCGUAAAUAGCAUUGCGACUACCAAAGGUGGUCGACAUGUGGAUUACAUAGUCGAUAUGAUAGUCAAGCAGCUUAUAGAAGUAAUUAAGAAAAAGAACAAAGGGGGGGUCGAUAUAAAACCGUUCAAAGUUAAAGAACACAUAUGGGUUUUUGUUAACUGCCUAAUCGUUAAUCCCACAUUUGAUUCACAAACAAAGGAGCACAUGACGUUGCAAAUCAAAAAUUUCGGAUCCAAAUGUCAGCUGUCUGAAAAAUUCAUUAAUGCGACUAUUAAAAGUGGUAUUGUAGAGUCAGUACUUUCUUGGGCGAAAUCUAAAGCUCAAAAUGAACUUCAAAAGACAAGCGGAAAGAAACAGACAAGACUCAAAGGUAUACCAAAGCUAGAAGACGCAAACGAAGCCGGUUCAAAGAACGCUAUGAAAUGUACCCUGAUUCUUACUGAAGGAGAUUCGGCCAAAGCCCUGGCAGUUUCCGGGCUUGGGGUUGUCGGUCGAGACUAUUACGGUGUCUUUCCUUUGCGUGGUAAACUUCUAAACGUCCGCGAAGCUACGCAUAAACAAAUACUCGACAAUGCGGAAAUUAACAGUUUGAUAAAGAUACUUGGCCUCCAGUACAAGAAAAAAUAUAACACAGAAGAAGACAUGAAGUCUCUCCGUUACGGUAAAGUGAUGAUUAUGGCUGAUCAAGAUCAGGACGGAUCACAUAUUAAAGGCUUGGUUAUUAAUUUUAUUCAUCACUCGUGGCCCGAAUUAUUAAGGCAAAAUUUUCUCGAAGAGUUUAUCACGCCGAUCGUGAAAGCGUCUAAGAAGAAAGAAGUUAUAUCGUUUUAUUCCUUGCCCGAAUUUGAAGAGUGGAAAUCAAACACCCCAAAUAAUAAAACAUAUAAUAUUAAAUAUUACAAAGGUUUGGGAACUUCGUCAUCUUUGGAGGCGAAGGAGUACUUUUCAAACAUGGCCAGACAUAGGAUUCGUUUUAGAUAUACAGGUCAACAAGACGAUGAUCACAUAGUGUUGGCGUUCAGCAAGAAACAUAUAGAACACCGUAAAGAGUGGCUGACGAAUUUUAUGGUUGAAAGUAAGAGACGCAAAGAGAUCGGUCUUCCGGAAAAAUAUCUCUACACAAAAGAUACAAGGUCAGUGUCAUACACUGACUUCGUGAAUCUCGAAUUGGUUCUUUUCUCCAAUGGCGACAAUGUCAGAUCAAUUCCGAGUCUAGUAGACGGCCUAAAACCAAGUCAGCGUAAAGUAUUGUUUACUUGCUUCAAGAGAAAUGACAAAAAAGAAAUCAAAGUUGCACAAUUGGCUGGUUUGGUAGCCUCUGCUUCCGCCUACCAUCACAACGAAGCGAAUAUCGCCGGAACAAUAGUUAAUCUUGCCCAGAAUUUUGUUGGGAGUAACAAUAUUAACUUAUUGGAACCCCGUGGACAGUUUGGUACUCGAUUGAAAGGUGGAAAGGAUUGCGCCAGUGCUCGAUAUAUUUUCACAAAAAUGUCACCUAUAACACGACUAAUUUUUCAUCCCCAAGACGAUCCUCUCCUUCAACAUGAAUAUGAUGAUAAUCAAAAGGUAGAACCAGUUUGGUAUAUUCCAAUAAUUCCAAUGCUUCUGGUUAACGGUGCCGAAGGAAUAGGCACAGGAUGGAUGACGAAAAUUCCUAAUUAUAAUCCUCGCGAACUGGUGGCGAAUAUUAGGCGAUUGUUAGACAACGAGGAACCAGUUCGUAUGCUACCCUUCUAUAAAAAUUUUAAAGGCACAAUCGAAGAUUGCGGCGAUUAUCGGUAUGUUUGCAGCGGUGAAAUUGCAGUAAUUACUAACGGAAAACUGGAAAUCACUGAACUUCCGGUUGGUACGUGGACGCAAAUCUACAAGGAAAACACCCUGGAAUUGCUUUUAUAUGGUUCGGAGAAACAGAAAGCAGUUAUCACGGAUUACAAAGAAUACAAUACCGAUACUACCGUACGUUUUGUCGUCAGUACAAACAAUUUAGAAGCCCUGGAGAAAGAUGGAAUUCAUAAAGUUUUUAAACUACAAAACAUGAUCAGCAUUAGCUCUAUGUGUGUAUUCGAUGAACUGGGCUGUUUAAGGAGGUUCGAAUCCGUAAUGGAUAUUUUACAAGAAUUCUUCACUUUACGGUUAAAAUAUUACCAAAAGCGUAAAGAUUAUGUGGAGGGCAUAUUAGAAGCGGAAGCAGCGAAACUAAGUCAUCAAGCCAGAUUUAUAAUGGAAAAAUGUAGUGGUCAAUUGGUUGUGGAAAACAAAAAACGAAAAACCAUAGUGGACGAAUUGAUACGAAGAGGUUAUCCACCUGAUCCUGUUCACGACUGGAAGUCCCGCAAUCAACCAUCUGAAGAAGAAGAAACUCAAGAAGAAGUCGAGGAUGAAGAAGAAGAUUCCGGGCGUACGAAGAAACCGGAAGAUGCAGAAAAAUUAUUUAAGAAAAAUAGCGACGUAAAAAAAUUCGACUAUCUAUUAGGUCUAACAAUGUGGAUGUUAACAGAUGAGAGAAAAAACGAAUUGUUACGUCAAAAAGAAACGAAGUUGGCAGAAUUAGAGACUUUGAAAAGAAAAACUCCAAGUCAUUUGUGGCGUGAAGAUCUGGAUAUCUUCAUCCAAAAACUAGAUGAAUUGGAAGAAAAAGAGCGUCGCGACGAAGCUGGUGGUGUUGAUAAAAUUAAAGAAUCAAAAAAAAUGACAGGAAAGAAAAAAAACCUGAACGAAACGUUGCCAUCUUCGGUAGGCCAAAGAGUCGUGCCUGUCGUAAGUGAUGAUCUGAAGAAGAAGGUUCAAGCUGCCUUGAAACUUAAAGAGAACAGGAACAAGAAGGGUGUUAAAAAGGAAAAUAUUGUCAAUGAUGAGGAAAGGGACGAAUUUGACGAAAUGGUGAAGGACAAAAAGACAAUUAAAGAUAAGCUGGGAACACCUGACGAGGUAGUGAAGAAAGUGAAAGCCAAGAAGGGCAAAGAUGGCUUUAAACAAACCAAACUGAACUUCAGAGCUAAAGACAAAGAUUCAGAAUCUCCGAAGAAACGAGGUAGGAACAAAAAGGUUUCGUCUGACUCAGAAGAUGAGGAUAUAUUAAAUAUUUCGGAUGACGAUGAUGUAUCGUUUUCAACGAAACCAACCGUCUCUGAACGUGCAACAAGUAGGCGACAGGUGAGCAAACCAGUAAAAUAUACGGAGUCCAGUGAUGAAGAUGGCAUAUCAUCUGGCGGAGAACCAGAACUUUUUGACAAUGACGCCGUUAAAGAUGACUUCAAACAGCAAUCUCUAGAAGUCGGUAGCUCAGGAAGUGAUAACGAAGUCUCGCCACCCCCAAAGAAAAACGAGAGUUCUGAAGAUCUUUUUGAUUCGUUACUGGGUCGUAAGAAGUCUUCAUCACCUCCAGUCGAAUCGACGGAAGCAGUUUCGUCAUCCGCCGAUUCUCCGGUUAAAUCGAAGAAAAAGCGUCCUAUUAAGAAGUUUAACGAUUUUUCAGACUCUGACGACAAUUUCAUUCCUCCAGAAGAACAACAUAAUAACGUAACUGACAGUGAAGAUGACGAUUUCACAACUCGUACAGCUAAUAAGAAAACGACAAAGAGAGCAAAAGGGAAUGAGGAUCAUGGAAUGUCAGUGAAACCGACUACGACGACUACAACGAAGAAAAGGGCUAAAGCAACAGUCACGACAACUGGUAGCGAUGACGAUUUUGGAUCGUCAACGAAAUCGAAGAAAACAGCGCCAAAAAAGAAGAAAAAGUCAACGGAAAGUUCAGACGAAGAUUUUGGGCUUCCAAAGCCGGCAAAGAAAAAAGCACCCGCGAAAAGUAAAAGUAAGAAAAAAUCCGAUGACGACAGUGACAUUGAUGACGGCGGUUGUUUCAGAGAUUACAGUCCCCCUCCGACCAAGAUUAGUAGGGUUGCAAAGAAACAGACUAAGUACGUUUUUUCAGACGAUGAUCUGUCCGAUUAAUUCGGUAAAAAAAGAACGAUAUUUAAAUUAUUUUUUCCUUUUAUUGGUUUACGUUGAUUUAAUCGAUUUUUUUUUUGCCGGUCAACUUACGAUAAAUUUACUUUAUAUGUAAAAAAUUUGCUUUAGAUCAGUGACUGACAAAAACGUAGCAAAUACGAAAAAAGUGCCGUUUAAAGAAAGUUAUAAAGAACAAAACUCAAAAGUCUUAGUGAGGAAAGUCGAAUCUCAUACUUUAUGUGUGUGAUUUCGUAAAAUUAUUUAAUAAUUUACACUCUUAAUAAGAGGAAAAGAAAUCUUUUAUUCUCGAUUUUUAAGAAAUAGAAGGAUGCUCUGUAAGACUUUUUUGUACAGUAUUUCACAAACUGCAAAUCUAUUUAAAUGGCUUUUUUAAAUUUUUACUGCUUUCUCAUGUUUACGAUUAGGCAAUUUUAAAAGAAAUUUGGCUGGUUCUGUCUUUAGUUAAUUAUUAAAUGGUGAGUCGAAAGCAAAUAACUAAAAAAUAAAAUAAAACGAGAGGACGAGAAUGAAUACAUAAUAAUACAUAUAAAUGAAUAAUUAAGCGAAUGUACAAAUGUCAUAGCCCAAUAAUAACACGAAAAACUACUAAUUUUAAAUUAACUAAUGAUAGUGUGUAACCAUUACUUUUAAUUAGUGAUGAGUUCCGCAUAAGGAGCUCCCCUCGCCGUAGCGGUUUUAAUAGUUGUAAUUUUCUUUUUUAUAAUAAGUAUGUGUCUGUCUGUGCGAAAUGUAAGAGUGUUUUUAAAUAAUAACAACCAUUAUCUA
This is a messenger RNA of Agrilus planipennis (emerald ash borer), 6159 nucleotides long. It is a transcript of the gene Top2, whose product is annotated as DNA topoisomerase 2. The coding region runs from base 496 to 5376 and encodes 1626 amino acids. Gene Ontology annotation, biological process: DNA topological change; sister chromatid segregation; resolution of meiotic recombination intermediates. NCBI's taxonomy places the organism in Eukaryota, Metazoa, Arthropoda, Insecta, Coleoptera, Buprestidae. Gene Ontology annotation, molecular function: DNA binding; ATP binding; DNA topoisomerase type II (double strand cut, ATP-hydrolyzing) activity. The record is from RefSeq and is a predicted model, not a curated record. The transcript has 10 exons. Gene Ontology annotation, cellular component: nucleus.